UCGGACGGAGAUAAAUACCCCAAAAUGAACGUUCCUGGUAGCCUCGGGGGCAAUACACCGAUGGAUCUCAAGAAUGGUCUCACCUCUCUAUGCGGAAUGCCGAAUUCCGGUUGGGAUGCGGAUUCCAGCCAACGGCAACAGGACUUGCCCCAAUUUAUGAUGCUUAAGCGGCUGUUGCAGAGUCUUAAUCCUGGUGCUCCGGAGUCACGCGAUGCUGCGUUGUCUGGGGCCGCACGAUCCCUAAACUACAAUACCGCUUUCUCUGCUCCAGUUCAGUUCGCGGACAUGUGCAAUGGCCUCCAGCAAUCCCAAGCCCUUGCUUUGGCUCAACUGCUUUCUGCCGCUACCUCCGUGACUUCCGAGUGGAAGUCUCUAGUUUCCCUUACCUUGCCCAGCCUUCCAACUCGCGACAUUGAUUAUCCUAUUUAUAAUUAA
This is a messenger RNA of Dibothriocephalus latus, 435 nucleotides long. The record is from the annotation of a GenBank genome assembly. NCBI's taxonomy places the organism in Eukaryota, Metazoa, Platyhelminthes, Cestoda, Diphyllobothriidea, Diphyllobothriidae.